Messenger RNA from Neoarius graeffei (lesser salmon catfish), 3851 nucleotides. It is a transcript of the gene stxbp5l, whose product is annotated as syntaxin binding protein 5L. Gene Ontology annotation, molecular function: myosin II binding; GTPase activator activity; syntaxin binding. The transcript is spliced from 27 exons. The record is from RefSeq and is a predicted model, not a curated record. The coding region runs from base 1 to 3537 and encodes 1178 amino acids. Gene Ontology annotation, cellular component: SNARE complex; plasma membrane; cytoplasm. NCBI's taxonomy places the organism in Eukaryota, Metazoa, Chordata, Actinopteri, Siluriformes, Ariidae. Gene Ontology annotation, biological process: regulation of exocytosis; regulation of protein secretion.
AUGAAGAAGUUCCGGAAGGUGCUGGACGGUCUGACCACGUCGUCUCCGGUCAGUGCUGGAGGCUCUCCGUCGUGCGGCAGCGCUGCUGGAACUCCCACUGCAGCAGCGACUCCGCGCGAGCUGGACAUCCAGGAGACCCUCAUGGCGGAGCACUUCCACAUCUGUAAGACUGUGCGUCAUGGCUUCCCCUACCAGCCCACAGCUCUAGCGUUUGACCCUGUGCAGAAGAUUUUGGCUAUUGGAUCUCGCUCUGGAGGAGUGCGCAUUCUGGGACGGCCAGGAGUGGACUGCUAUUGUCAGCAUGAGAGCGGAGCGGCUGUACUGCAACUGCAGUUCCUCAUCAACGAGGGUGCGUUGGUCACAGCCUGUGCAGAUGACACUCUGCAUCUCUGGAACCUUCGGCAGAGACGUCCAGCAAUACUGCAUUCGCUCAAAUUCAACAGAGAGCGGAUCACAUUUUGUCAUCUUCCGUUCCAGAGUAAAUGGCUUUACGUUGGAACGGAGCGAGGAAAUACACACAUUGUCAACGUUGAGUCAUUUAUUUUGUCUGGAUACGUCAUUAUGUGGAACAAGGCCAUUGAACUAUCAACAAAGACACACCCAGGGCCUGUUGUCCACCUGAGUGACAGCCCUAAAGAUGAAGGGAAGCUACUAAUUGGCUUUGAGAGCGGCACUAUAGUGAUGUGGGACCUGCGAUCAAAAAGAGCUGACUUCAGGAUUUACUAUGAUGAGGCGAUUCACUCUGUUAGUUGGCAUCACGAAGGACGGCAGUUCAUGUGCAGUCACUCGGAUGGAAGCCUCACCAUGUGGAACCUAAGAAACACAGCCAAGCCCUUCCAAGUCACCUUCCCUCAUGGCAAAUCUCAGCGAGAUGGCAGAAAAGAAUCAUGUAAGCCAAUUCUCAAGGUGGAGUACAAGACCUGCAGGAACAGUGAGCCCUUCGUCAUCUUCUCUGGAGGUCUGUCAUAUGAUAAAGCAGGCAGGAGGCCCACUUUAACCAUCAUGCAUGGCAAAGCCAUCACAGUGUUGGAAAUGGAUCAUCCUAUAGUGGAGUUCCUCGUGCUCUGCGAGACACCCUAUCUUAAUGAGGUGCAGGAGCCAUAUGCAGUGGUCGUGAUACUGGAAAAGGAUUUCAUUGUGGUUGAUCUUACACAGAGCAAUUUCCCAAUUUUUGAGAACCCCUACCCCAUGGACAUCCAUGAGUCUCCAGUCACCUGCACAGCUUAUUUUGCUGACUGUCCCCCUGACAUCAUCCCUGUGCUAUACUCCAUAGGAGCAAAACACAAAAAGACUGGCUACAGUCACAAGGAGUGGCCAGUGAGUGGUGGUACAUGGACACUCGGUUCUCAAACAUAUCCAGAAAUUAUUAUCACAGGACAUGCAGACGGAUCGAUAAAGUUUUGGGACGCCACAGCCAUCACGCUGCAGAUGCUGUACAAGCUGAAGACGUCGAAGGUGUUUGAGAAGGCCAAGGGCAGUGAGGGGGGGCGCAGUGCUGAGCUGGUGGAGGAAGACCCCUACGCAGUGCAGAUGGUCAGCUGGUGUCCCCAAAGCCGCAUCUUCUGUGUGGUGGGCAUCAGUGCCCAUGUCAUAUUGUACCGCUUCAGCAAACAUGAUACCAACACCACUAUCACGGCUCUGGAGGUGCGUCUGCAGUGUGACAUGGAGGAUGUAAUUUCACCAUCAGAUACAGAAAAUACAGUGUGUGUAACAGAUGUGGGCACUCACUCGCCCCAGCCACCCAGCCCGCGCAGUAACACUCCGGAUAGUGUGAGAGACAGCAUCCCCUGCCUAAAGGUAAAAGAUCGCAUGAUAUGGAUGCCCCCUGGUUACCAAGCCGAACUUGUUAUCCAAUUGCUAUGGGUUGACGGAGAGCCACCUCAGCAAAUCACCAGCCUGGAUUUAAACUCCGCCUAUGGCCUGUUAGCUCUAGGUAACUGCAAUGGUCUGGCAGUGGUGGAUUAUCUGCAGAAGACGGUGAUAGUGUGCAUGAGCACUCUGGAGCUGUAUGGCUCGGCUGACCCCUUCCAACGCCUUACACGUUCCCCCCGCAAGAACCGCCAGUCCACAUCAGACUUUUGCAUGCGUGGCCUGUCUAACUUUUAUUCAGAUUCAAAGAAACGGAUCCGUACCUCCUACCAGAGCCUUACGGAACUUUCUGAUAACCAGGUAUCUUUGGACCUGGAAAGGAGCAAAUCACCCACCUCAGAUCAUGUGAAUGGACAUUGCACUAGUCCAACUUCGCAGCCAUGUGUAUCUGGGAGACCCCGUGCUCCAGGGGCCCCUGAAGGGCCUCGUCUCACCCGCCGCGGGCCUGGACGACCGCCAUUCCGCAAGGCCCAGUCAGCCGCAUGCAUGGAGGUCUCUUUGCCUGUGUCCUCCCUCACCGAAGAGAGUCGGGAAAAUUCAUUCAGUCGAUCACGGAGUUCCAGCGUCUCCAGUAUAGACCGGGACACCAAAGAGGCUGUGACCACGCUGCAGUUUGCAGAGUCGUACGGCCGCAAGUCAGAUGCACUGCCUACACCAUGUUUAUGGGUGGGCACCAGCCUGGGCCUUGUUCUGCUAGUGCCCUUAUCCAUUGCCACUGAUGAGCAGGAGAGGCUAGAGGAACCCGUCACCGUUGCACCCACCAGCACAGUCUUAAUGCUGAAAGGUUCGGUCCUGCAUUUUGGGUUUCUGGACUGCACUGGUGCUUUGAUCCACAGUGCAUAUGAGGUGUGGAGAAAUCCGCAUGGCACUGAGGACCCUGAUCGGCCACGCAGGAGAAAGUUGGUCAACUUUUCACCCUGUUCCUCGCAGGAAGCCAGCGGCGAGGGCCAUCUGGCUGUUGUGUGCUCUGAGCGCCAAGCCAAGGUCUUCCUCAUGCCCUCACAGGCCUGUCUCUAUGUGCACAACAUCACUGAGUCAUCAUUCGUACUACGUGCUGAUGUGGUAGCCGUCUCCAACAGCGUGUGCCUGGCCUGCUUCUGUGCCAACGGACAUGUCAUGAUCCUCAGCCUGCCAAGUUUACGGCCUCUGUUGGAUGUACACUACCUGCCGCUAACAGACAUGCGCAUUGCUAGAACAUUCUGUUUCACCAAUGGUGGUCAGGCCCUCUACCUGAGCUCUCCGACAGAAAUACAGCGCAUCACCUACAGCCAGGAGAUGUGUGAUAAUUUGCAGGAGAUGCUAGGGGAGCUUUUCACACCCACUGAGACCCCUGAGGCACAAAACCGAGGCUUCCUGAAGGGAUUUUUUGGGGGCAACGCACAGACUUUUGACCGAGAAGAGCUCUUUGGUGAGGCAGCAGCAGGGAAAGCUUCUCGAAGUCUGGCCCAGCAUAUACCGGGCCAGGGCAGCGUGGAGGGCAUACGAGUAGCAGCUGGCGGGGCAGUGGGUGAUCUUGCCCGUGCUCGCAUUGCCCUGGAUGAGAGAGGACAGAGACUAGGAGAGCUGGAGGAGAGGACGGCUCAAAUGAUGGCCAGCGCCGAGACCUUCUCCAAACACGCUCAUGAGCUGAUGCUGAAAUGCAAAGAUAAGAAGUGGUAUCAGUUUUAAACGAGUUAGUCUGGAUGAAGGCUAUUUCUGCUCAUCAACCAAAAGAGGGCACUCCUCUGGAACAUGGACCUUUGCUUUUUAAAAGAGUGGUUGAGAGGUGCUUAGGGCUGUUCCUUCUCUCUGGGGCUAUGUAUACAGGACUAUACUUCUUAAUCAGACUGGUUUGACAGACUGAAGACAAUAACUGAUGGACAGGUACCAUUAGCAUUAACAACUUUGGGGUUGUUCCUCCCCCCAUAUGUUAUGGAUUAGACCAUCCUUCAUUCAUGUACAAGGGCCAGGGUCUUCUUACAGGAGGAAAAUUGGCUCUUGCU